Tachyglossus aculeatus (Australian echidna) is the source of this 1044-nucleotide messenger RNA. RefSeq lists its product as uncharacterized. NCBI's taxonomy places the organism in Eukaryota, Metazoa, Chordata, Mammalia, Monotremata, Tachyglossidae. The transcript is spliced from 10 exons. The record is from RefSeq and is a predicted model, not a curated record. Bases 1 to 1044 code for a protein of 347 amino acids.
AUGGACCAGAAAACCUUCAGAAGCUGCCUCCUGGAGCCGGACAUCCGGCCACCCACCAUCCAUGGCACUUUCAGGAACUGGAUCCUUGGCCCCUCCGCCAGGAAAGCGCUCUCUGGACCAAUACGGCUGAGACAAUCCUCAUCUUCCACGUAUCACCCAUAUUCCCGGACUGUGCAGCACCCUCAGACUGUUGGGGAGCUGACAAAUGGAAUAGGUUUCCUCCAAGUUGGGAACUCCUUAGAUCUAGCCCCAAGUUGCUGCAGUCACUGGCCCCUCCGCGUAGAAGAGGGAUCCUUCAGCAGACCCGUGCCUUGCAGGGAGUGUUCAACUUCAAUGUCUCAUCCCCUAAUCCAACCUGGGACUCACCAACAGAGGAAUCAUGACCCUCAGAUAGAUCUUCCACGUUUUCGGAAUCCUUCGGACUCAAGCUCUUUCAGCCGCCAGCCCUUCAGAUCAGACGAUCCUCUGGAGGGAUCCUCCAGAAGGCCCGUGCCUUGCAGGAAGCAUUCAACUUCGACGUUUCAUCCCUUAAUCCAACCUAGCACAAACCAACAGAUGGAUCUCGACCCACAGAGGCAGACAGGUUCUCAGGUUAGGAAUCUCUUGGACCUGACCCCAAAUGACCCGCCUUUAGAUGAUCCUCUGGAGGGUCUCCCGUACUUCCAGCCACCACCCCCCAUCCACUACAAGAUCUGGAUCCCCAUCCACUCUGGCCCCCCUCAGCCCAACCCCGUGGGUGAUUUGGUCGCCAUGCUGGAAGCCAAGUUGGCACCUUUGAGACGCUAUCAUCUCCUGGAAAGUGAUGAUGAAGAGGAGGAAGAGGAGAAGGACUCCCCAGAUAGCCCAGAGACACCAGAUAGAGGGACCAACCAGUUUCCAUGCGUGAUCUUUACACGGGUGCUCUUGGAAUCUCCACAAUCUCCACAAUCUCCCUGUGCUGGUUCCCAAGGGGACUCAGAACUCUUCCUGCUGGGCCAAGAAGGUUCCCUCGCUGAAAAUGUGCCAGAGCCAGCCUCCUUUGUGACCAUCGAGACCUCCCUGUAG